UGCUUGGCAUCUAGACUGCACACCUUCGCCGCUAGAUAACACCCCAUGGUCGCCGCGAGAGGAGGAUGAAGAAGACGACGAGCAUGACGACCUCAUUGAUGAUUCUUGUUUGCCAAAGUGCGGCCAAGGACUUGAGCAGUACAGCAAUUCACAUUGUCAUGCACGAUAGCGGAGGCAUCGUCAUGAACGAAAUCAUUCUUGCAGGCGGCGGUCAAAGCGCCCAUGCGCAUACCCGAAAUUGUUGGCAGGUGUGCGGUGCGCGAUGCGGGAUGACCUGCUCCUGGAGGCCCAUGCUGUUAAUCAAAUCGACCCGCUCGGCACGGGAUGAAGUGGUGGACAUACGGAGCAUCAUUACAAUGGUUCGCUGGUAGGCGCUCGAGCCCAUUUGACCAUACACCACUCUCGGGACAGAGGCGGUCGCCUUCACGUUCAAGAACGUGCGCAGACUGCCCGACUCCUGAGCAAAGAGCGCUACAUCCAGCUUCAAUAUAUGUGCCUGCAUGCGACACAUCGCUCCGCUGGAAAGCUCCGAAACGUGCCCAACAUCCUCGUCGUCCCGCAUUUCUGACCGAUACACUGGAAAAGAAUCACGGCGAAUAGAUACAAUCGCCUUCCGUAAAAACCACCCCCCUUCCGUGACGUCGUCCUCGCCUUUCGAGCUUCCCGGCGGCCGCAUACGUGCGUCUUGGGGCGAGGCGAGGGGGGGGGGGGUCACGGAAGGCAGUGGUUCGCUAUAGGGGUCGGUUGGGCCGCCCCUGACGCGUCGCCUAGCACGUGGGCACGCCGACGUACAUCGGCUCGCUAGGCAAACGUGGAGGGGCUCGCGAUCCCGGGCAGCGUCCGUGGAGCCCGCUGGCGGUCACAUUGACGGCCGCGAGCGCCUCGAGUUCCAUCCGCCACUGCCACGAGCUCUUCUGCCGCGCACGCCUGCUCUCGGGGCGGGUGGUCACGGGGGGGACCCAGGAAGGGGGGGGGGGGAAGAGAAGGGCCCCAAAGGAGCCCUUGCCCCUCUUGGGCCAGCAGGGGUCCAGAAGGGGCCCCAGGAGGCUCCUCUUGGGCCCCUCUCUUCACCCGCCAUUUGGGUCGCCCCCCGAUGCUCGUUCCCGCCCCAGUGCCCCAAACAUGCGAUGUCCUGGUUUGCUCCGUACUCG
This is a messenger RNA of Prorocentrum cordatum, 1151 nucleotides long. Lineage: Eukaryota; Dinophyceae; Prorocentrales; Prorocentraceae. The record is from the annotation of a GenBank genome assembly.